Aspergillus brunneoviolaceus CBS 621.78 is the source of this 715-nucleotide messenger RNA. RefSeq lists its product as uncharacterized. The transcript has 2 exons. Lineage: Eukaryota; Fungi; Ascomycota; Eurotiomycetes; Eurotiales; Aspergillaceae. The coding region runs from base 153 to 632 and encodes 159 amino acids. The record is from RefSeq and is a predicted model, not a curated record.
UAGCAUCCGCAAUCCGGGGUGUUGGUUCUCGGCCCAGCAGUAAGAUAGUCUUGCACAGUUACUCCCGCAGUCUCCUGGUGACCCAUCAGCUACGGACAGCAGCUCCAGGGAAGGGCUCAAAAUUGCGAGGACCAAGUCUAGGAGGGUCGGCCAUGGAUCUACAUACCGGAGAGAAUGGCUGUGCACCUUCACCCCACCAAGUGUCAGAAACCGGCCACCAUGAUUUCAUAGUGAUGGUCUCAUCGACGGUCAUCGGGUUAGCCUGCUACAGGAUGUAUCAGCCAGCCCUUGCCAUUGGUGCCUGCAAAUUGACCCCUAAGGAGAUAUACACAAAUAUAGAUAGAACCGACACGAGUCUCUCUCUCUCUCUCGCGCGCGCGCGCGCCUCAAACACCUUGGGAAUAAUCGUGGAAGUCGCCUCCAUGCGGCAAAUCGUCCCAUCCCAUCCCGUGUUUGUUCGUAAAAAGGGUCAGGUCGGCCAAGCUGAUGGAUGGACAGGUCUAAGACAUGUACGGCGACUUACGGGCGCGCUUCAUUUACAGGAUGCGAGCCCGCCCCAUCGGACAGCUGGAAAGCUGGAACUAGCCCCGAUGGAAGUUCCAAGGAGCUGGUUCAUGUUAAGUUCCCGGUAGUUAGUCCAGUCUACGGAGUCGAAGGGGACAGAAAGUAGGUAAAAAUAGUACAGUGCUAGGUAGAGUACUCCCCUCCGUAAGUC